This is a messenger RNA of Motacilla alba alba, 1759 nucleotides long. RefSeq names its product transmembrane protein 40 (gene TMEM40). Lineage: Eukaryota; Metazoa; Chordata; Aves; Passeriformes; Motacillidae. The transcript has 15 exons. The record is from RefSeq and is a predicted model, not a curated record. Bases 170 to 1039 code for a protein of 289 amino acids.
CGCCCAGGGCUGGGAUCCCCGAGUCGGGAUCCUGAACCGCCACGCAGCCGUGAAGCUGCAUUUGACAACAGGAAGGAAGAAACUCAGCUUUCACCACGGCCACGGCCCUCCAGGACAUCUUCCUGUGGAACCAACUGCUGGGACCAACCUAAGACUUGCAGGCACAGCAAUGGAGAAUUUGGAUGUCCCAAUCCCAGAUCUUACUGAAGAACAGCAAGAUAUUUUUCAGAGAGUUUUUGCUGCUGAUGCCAAGUACUUGGAGAAUCAUGAGAAAAUGAACCAGCCCUUCUGGGAAUCACUUGUGAAAUGCUUGGCCACUACUGACCCACCUAUCCUGAAUACUGAAGAAAAGAACAAUCUCCUUAACACCUGUGAUGCCCUCCCCGGAGGCUGUGCUGCCUGCCUGAAAGCCAUAGAGAAGAAAGGAGUCAGGGCAAUGGCUCUUCUCUACCUUUUGCUGAAGACUUCCAACCCAUCUGGGUACAGGCAGCUGCCCAGCUCCAAGGGAAAGGAUGAAAAAGUGAAACUCCUGAAGAGUUUGGAAAGGAAUUUUGUAUAUUCAGAAGAGGACAAAAAGUCUGAAAACUCAUCCCAGGAGUCCACGGAUGAAGAUACACAAGACAGUGUUGAGGAAGAUUUAGGAAGACAAAAGACUGAAGGCCAGUUACUUGGAGGAAUACCAGCAGAGGUGGUUCCCUACAGAGAUUCAGAGGUUGCCAGAAGAGAAGAUUCAGAUGUAGAUGCAUAUGAGAAAGAGAGCACUCACCCCCCUCAGUGGACAGUACGGUGGAUGGGCAUACGGAAGGAUGAUGAAUUCUUUCAUUUUGUCAUUCUUUGCUUUGCAAUUGGAGCUUUACUAGUUUGCUACUACUACCACAAAGACUGGACUAUUUCUCUUGGGAUUGGUUUGAUCACCUUUGCUUCCCUGGAAACCACUGGGAUAUACUUUGGUCUAGUGUACCGAAUUCGGAGUGUCCUUGACAGCUUUGUUCCUCUGAUUGACAGAUUCAGGCCAAGAGGCAUGAGGAAAGCUGCCUAGGAGGAGUAUUUCAGGAGAGUUCCCCAAACCUGGCUGUCCAAAUUUCCAGUACUAAAGGAACUGCUUUAUGAGGUGAACCUAACAACCAAAUGGCCAAUGUGAAAUACUGAAAUGUGAAACCUCUGAAAAACAUCACUCUUUCCCUCCAAAAUAAACCUGAAACUGGGGUACGGGGCCCCACUCUGGAUUUUGAAGUGGUUUGAGGCUCAGCAGAGCUUGGAAGACAAUGGAGAUGUAGCUUUGUGUUCAAUUCCACUGAAAUACAAACACAGUCACCUUCCCUGCCCCAGGCAGCCACGUGGUGGUGCAUCCCUCAUUUAACAAACCAUGCCAGUCUGCCCGUGGUGUACCAGAACCAACAGAACAAUGUCCUGUGCUGGUUCUGGCUGAGGCUCUGGCUGGUUCUGAAGGGAUUCUGGCCUCCUCCUCCUCCUCCCUGCGCUGCUGCCCAGAGCAGGCAGAGGCCGGCCCUGCUCUCCCAGCUGAGCCCCGGCGGUGCUGGGGCUGAUGAAUCGAUUGUGGCAGAACUCGAAGCAGUGGGCGGGCAGUAGUUGCACCCGAGGAGUGCUGGGAAGAUGUUACAGGCACUGACAGAGUGCUGCAGUAAUGAGAUUAUUAACAACUGCAGAUUUCAUCUUUUCUCAGGAGAAAAACAAAGUACUUGAUUUGACUCAUCCCUUAACCUUUCUUUCUUGGAGUAAAAUAAACACAAAACUUUGA